AUGGUGAAAGUGGUGCUGCCAAGUUUUGUGGAAAUCAAGGGCAGCAAACUUUUCUCAGACAUCGUCAUGAUAACUGCAGACAAAGAAAUAUCAGUAGUAUCUAAAAACUCCAAGCCUUUAAGUACAGAUAUUGCUCAGUUGUACCCUGUGGAAAGCUUAGGAAGGAACUAUUAUGUAGUGACGCCUUCACUCGGCCCCAAAAAUGCCUUUCCAGAAUUUUCUGUUUUUAGCGUUAAAGGGCCUAAUGUGGUUACCAUUGAUUUGAAGGCCCAGGUGAUAUUCAAUGGAAAAACAUAUGCUGCAGGAAAGAAGCUCAUAGUGACCUUGAAAGCUUUCGAAGGAAUCCAGUUGCAAGGAACAGGCGAUCUUUCUGGUACUGAGAUUGACUCCCAGGAGCCUGUGGCUGUCCUGUCCGGUCACAUCUGUUCAUGGAAAUACACAAAAUGUAACCAUGUGUUUGAGCAGCUACAGCCAGUACCCAGCUGGGGGAAGACAUUCAUGGUUCCUCCUUUACCUGGGCAGACUAAAAGCGAUAUUCUCUACGUUUCAGCAUCUCAAGAUACUGUCGUGAAUUACCAGAUAGGUGCAAAUAAGAAGGCAGCAAUACUGGUAGGUGGUCAGGUCGUGCAGAUUCUUGUUUUGCCCCAAAACCCAGUCUACCUCUCAGCUAGUUCUCCAGUACAACUGUACUACUUUGCUACGGGUGCAAAAUUCCAGAAUACUAUCUAUGACACCUUAUUGAUGGAGAUUCCAGCUGUAGACCGAUACAGCCGUGAGUACACCGUGAAUGGACAGGUCGGCUUUCAGAACUUUGUUUUCCUGGUGGCGAAGACUACAGUGGUUAAUGAUUUCACAGUGAAUGGCAAACCACUGGUCAAACUGCAAUGGAGUGCAAUCCCAGGCACAGAAUACUCUUGGGGAAGAUUUGAUCUGAAAGAUGCAGAUUUUGCCUACAAAGUGUUACAUCCUGAAUUACCAUUUUGCCUUCUCAGCGUGGGCAUUGCCGAUCAGAACAGCUACGGCACAGUGGGUGCUGCCAAGCAAAAUGAACAAAUUAUCACCUGUGCUAAUGUUCUGUGUAAUAAAGGCACUGAAUGCAAGAUGAUCAAUGGACAGCCGCAUUGCCUGCCAGUCUCUAAUGCAACCUGCUGGGCGUGGGGUGAUCCACAUUACUGCACUUUUGAUGGCCGCAAAUUUGACUUCCAAGGCACUUGUACCUACACACUUUGCAAGACGACUGAGAAUAAUGGGUUCCCAUACUUCCACAUCUUUGCCAAGAAUGAAAACAGAGGAAACAAGCGUGUAUCCUACGUGGGGGAGGUGACUUUUGAGACUUCGGAGUACAGCAUCACAAUAGUCAGAUCAGAAGUUGGUUAUGUGAGGUUCAAUGGGAUUAAGACACCCUUGCCUAUCACUUUAAAUGAAGGGAAAGUAUGGAUUGUACAGAGUGGCACCUCCGUCGUCAUCACCACUGAGUAUCAGCUCAGGAUAUCUUAUGACUGGAAUCACCACAUUCAGGUCACCCUCAGCAGUGUUUUUCAUGGACUUGUCGCUGGCCUUUGUGGGAACUAUAAUGAGGAUCCCAAAGAUGACUUCAUGACACCAGAAGGAACAUUGGCUCCAGAUGCCAAUGCCUUUGGCGAGAGUUGGUGGCUGAAGGGCCAACAUGACAACUGCUGGAACGAUUGCCAUGGUCCUUGUCAAGCUUGCCGACCUGAUCUGGUUACAAAGUAUGGAUCCCAGCAAUAUUGUGGCCUGAUAGCCGCUCCUUCAAAUGGCCCCUUUGCCCCUUGCCAUGCCAAGGUGGACCCCGCCUUCUUCUUUGAGAGCUGUGUCUAUGAUGUUUGUGCCAACGAUGGCCAUAGACCAACCCUGUGUGAUGCCCUGAAGGCCUAUGCAGAUGCCUGCCAGAGAGUGGGAGUCCAGAUUGGCGAAUGGAGGAAAACUGCUGGAUGUCCUUUGCAGUGCCCUACAAACAGUGAGUACCAGCCCUGUGGAACAGCCUGCCCUGCCACUUGUGUGGAUCAAAAGGAACUGUUGUGCCCGGCUGUUUGUGUGGAAGGCUGCCAGUGUAAAGAAGGUUUUGUGCUCAGCCAUGGGACCUGCAUUCCAAAGAGCAGCUGUGGAUGCUAUUACGAAGGACGCCCCUAUGCCCCCAAUGAGAAAUUCUGGGCCGACGACCGGUGUUCGAAGCUCUGUGUGUGCAACCCAGCCACAAGGCAAGUGGAGUGUGGACCCAGUUCUUGCAAAUCCUCAGAAAAAUGUGACGUGCAGAAGGGCGUGCGGGGCUGCUACCCCAUUGACUUUGGUAACUGCACUGCCCAGGGAGACCCCCACUAUUGUACCUACGACAAUUGCAGGUUUGAUUUCCAAGGGAGCUGUUCCUAUGUGCUUUCUCAAGUGGAUGAAACCGUAAAGGACGUGCCGUGGUUCGGUGUGUAUGUUGAAAAUGAAUAUCGGGGAAAUAAUCAUGUGACCUGGACUCGGAGUGUGCAAGUCAAUGUCUAUGAUAAGGAGAUUGUUGUCAGCAGGCAGCAUCCUGGUAAAAUCUUGGUUGAUGGCUUGUUAACCUGCCUUCCUUACAGCUCAUUUGGAGGAAGAGUCAAGGCAUUCAGGCAGGGCAACAGUGCUGUCAUCCAGACAAGCUUUGACCUUUCUGUACGUUUUGACUGGAACAAUCAUGUUUUUGUCACCGUACCCGGCACAUAUGCAGGCAUCCUGCAUGGUCUGUGUGGGAACUUCAAUGGGAACUGUAAAGAUGAUGCCCUUGUGCCCGGUAAAAUCCUUGUUCCCAGCAUCCCAGUAUUUGGGAAAACUAAGAAACCUGACCCAAAGUGCAAUGAGAUCAUUGAUCCAAAGUGUCCAGGUAUCGAGGCCAUGCGAGAGCAGCAGCGUGCCUCGGGCAAAGAUUGUGGGCUCAUUGUUGCCAGGGACGGGCCCUUCCGGGAAUGCCAUGCACAUAUUGACCCAGAAGAUGCUUUCUUGGAUUGUAUCUCUCUGUUUUCGUCUACAGCCCCAGCCUGUCCUAGAAACAGUCAUUACGAAUUAUGUGCCAAGGAGUGUGGCCAGAGCUGCAACAGUCUUUAUGUUCCAGCGUCUUGCCCUGCCAAAUGUGAGGAGGACUGUGUCUGUGAUGAGGACUUCAUCAAGAACGAUGAUGUUUGCGUUCCAAUUGCUCAGUGUGGAUGUUUCCAUCAGGGACAAUACUAUCCAGUGUUGGAGUACUUCUACCCAAGUUGUGAAGAACGCUGCCAGUGUCAGGCCGGUGGGAGAGUGGUGUGUGAAGUGAUCCGCUGUGGCCCCAACGAAGAGUGCAAAUUGCUGGGCGGCGUCCGGAAAUGCCAUCCAACUGGAAGCGCUACCUGCUCUGCUAUUGGCAACUUUUAUCAAACCUUUGAUAGCUUGUCCUUUAGUUUCCAGAGUACCUGCAGCUACAUUCUUGCCAAAGUGAAGGAAAAUAAUGUGGGCGUGAGACCCAUCUCUGUUAUUAUAGAAAAUGAAGCCUUGCCGAAUAGAAAGACGACUCUGAUCAAGCUGGUCCGUAUAGAAAUCUCAGGCACUGAGGUUACCUUGCUGCGGAACAAAGUGGGAAGCAUCCUGGUGGAUGGCGUAUUCUAUUACCUCCCUGUGAAUCUUUUAGAUGGGCAAGUGAGAAUCUAUCAGUAUGGAGUCAGCAUCAGGCUAGAUAGUGCUUUUGGCUUUGCACUCAUCUAUGACCAGAAUUCCCAUCUGAGGAUCACCAUUCCCAGCACCUAUCAGGGUCAUAUGGCAGGCUUGUGUGGCGACUACAAUGGAUGGAAGGAGAAUGAUCUUCAGCUCCCUGAUGGCAGUGUUGUAUCUGAUGUGAUUACAUUUGUUUCUUCCUGGAAACUCCCAGUCCUGGGUGUGUCCUGCAGAGAUAGAUGCACAGGCCCUAGCAUUCCAAUUUGUGGGAAAGAGAAGGAAGAAGAUUUUAAGCAGCGCAGCUCCUGUGGGAUCAUCACAGCCUCUGAUGGGCCUUUCCAGACCUGCCAUGCCAUUGUGGACCCCAAUGUGUACCUGAACAACUGCAUCCUUAAAUUGUGUAUAGGAGGUGGAGACAAUGAUGCCUUGUGCCAGGCCAUCCAGAGUUACGUGACUGCCUGCCAAGAAGCCAAGGUCGACAUCCAGCCUUGGAGGAGUCCUUCGUUUUGUCCCCUGACUUGCCCAGCCAACAGCCAUUAUAGCAUCUGCUCUAACAUCUGUGAAACCAACUGUGCUGGGAUCACGGAUCAUCUCAAGUGCCCAGAACACUGUGUAGAAGGUUGCCAGUGUGAUGAUGGAUUCUUCUUUGAUGGCAUCAAAUGUGUCUCCUUGGACGAAUGUGGUUGCUUUGAGAACAACAGAUACUACCCGCCCAAUGAAGAGAUCCUGUUGAAGGACUGCACUGAGAAAUGCAUCUGUAGUCCAGCUGGGGGUGUCAUCUGUGAAGCCAAUGCUUGCCCAGAGGAUAAAAUCUGUCUAGUGAAGGAUGGUGUCCUGCAGUGCGGGAGCAAAGAGCCACCAGCUCCCAGCUGUCUUCACGUUAAGUGUCAGAAAGACACGGUCUGCAAGAUCAUCAAUGGACAACCACAGUGUGUGCCAACCUCUAAUUCUACCUGCUGGGCGUGGGGUGAUCCACAUUACUGCACUUUUGAUGGCCGCAAAUUUGACUUCCAAGGCACUUGUACCUACACAAUUGUCCAGACGAUUGAUGAUAAUUUAGGUUGCCCAUCGUUCCACAUCUUUGCCAAGAAUGAAAACAGAGGAAACAAGCGUGUAUCCUACGUGGGGGAGGUGACUCUUGUGACUUUGGAGUACAGGAUCACAAUGGUCAGAUCGGAAAAUGGUUAUGUGAGGGUCAAUGGGAUUCGGGUGGCCUUGCCUAUCAGUCUAGAAGGUGGGAGAUUGCGGGUUGUACAGAGUGGCAACUCCGCCGUAAUCACCACUGACUAUCAGCUUUGGAUGUCUUAUGACUGGAAUCACCACUUGCGUGUCACCCUCGGCAGUGAUUUUUAUGGGCUUGUCACUGGCCUUUGUGGGAACUAUAAUGGGGAUCCCAAAGAUGACUUCAUGACACCAGAAGGAACAUUGGCUCCAGAUACCAAUGCCUUUGGCGAGAGUUGGUGGCUGAAGGGCCAAGAUGACAACUGCUGGAACGAUUGCCAUGGUCCUUGUCAGCCUUGCCAACCUGAUCUGGUCAAAAAGUAUGGAUCCGAGGAAUAUUGUGGCCUGAUAACUGCACCAAACGGCCCCUUUGCCCCUUGCCAUGCCAAGGUGGACCCCGCCUUCUUCUUUGAGAGCUGUGUCUAUGAUGUUUGUGCCAACGAAGGCCACAGACCAACCUUGUGUGAUGCCCUGAAGGCCUACGCAGAUACCUGCCAGAGAGAGGGAGUCCAGAUUGGCGAAUGGACGAAAAUCUCUGGAUGCUUGCCACAGUGCCCUCCAAACAGUGAGUACAAUCCCUGUGGAACAGCCUGCCCAGCCACUUGUGUGGAUCAAAGGGAACUGUUGUGCCCGGAUGUUUGUGUGGCAGGCUGCCAGUGUAAAGAAGGUUUUGUGCUGAGCCAUGGGACCUGCAUUCCAAAGAGCAGCUGUGGGUGCUAUUACGAAGGACGCCCCUAUGCCCCCAAUGAGAAAUUCUGGGCCGACGACCGGUGUUCGAAGCUCUGUGUGUGCAACCCAGCCACAAGGCAAGUGGAGUGUGGACCCAGUUCUUGCAAAUCCUCAGAAAAAUGUGACGUGCAGAAGGGCGUGCGGGGCUGCUACCCCAUUGACUUUGGUAACUGCACUGCCCAGGGAGACCCCCACUAUUGUACCUACGACAAUUGCAGGUUUGAUUUCCAAGGGAGCUGUUCCUAUGUGCUUUCUCAAGUGGAUGAAACCGUAAAGGACGUGCCGUGGUUCGGUGUGUAUGUUGAAAAUGAAUAUCGGGGAAAUAAUCGUGUGACCUGGACUCGGAGUGUGCAAGUCAAUGUCUAUGAUAAGGAGAUUGUUGUCAGCAGGCGGUAUCCUGGUAAAAUCUUGGUCGGUGGCUUGUUAACCUGCCUUCCUUACAGUUCAUUUGGAGGAAGAGUCAAGGUUUUCAAGCAGGGCAACCGUGCUGUCAUCCAGACAAACUUUGGACUUUCGGCCAGUUUCGAUUGGAACAAUCAUGUUUUUGUCACCGUCCCCGGCACAUAUGCAGGCAUCCUGAAUGGUCUGUGUGGGAACUUCAAUGGGGACUGUAAAGAUGAUGCCCUUGUGCCUGGUAAAACCCUUGUUCCCAGCAUCCCAGUGUUUGGGAACACUAAGGAACCUGACCCAAAGUGCAAUGAGAUCAUUGAUCCAAAGUGUCCAGGUAUCGAGGCCAUGCGAGAGCAGCAGCGUGCCUCGGGCAAAGAUUGUGGGCUCAUUGUUGCCAAGGACGGGCCUUUCCGGGAAUGCCAUGCACAUAUUGACCCAGAAGAUGCUUUCUUGGAUUGUGUCUAUGAUGCCUGUUUCUUCAAGGGACAUUACACUGCCAUCUGUGCUGCAAUCGCCAACUAUGCCAAAGCUUGCCAAGCUGCUGGGAUUACUAUAUACCCGUGGAGAUCUUCAACCUUCUGUCCUCCAGCCUGUCCUAGAAACAGUCACUAUGAAUUAUGUGCCAAGGAGUGUGGCCAAAGCUGCAGCACUCUUUAUGUUCCGGUGUCUUGUCCUGCCAAAUGCGAGGAGGACUGUGUCUGUGAUGAAGGCUUUAUUAAGAGCAAUGAUGCUUGUGUCCCAAUUGCCCAGUGUGGAUGUUUCCAUCAGGGACAAUACUAUCCAGUGUUGGAGUACUUCUACCCAAGUUGUGAAGAACGCUGCCAGUGUCAGGCCGGUGGGAGAGUGGUGUGUGAAGUGAUCCGUUGCGGCCCCAAUGAAGAGUGCAAAUUGGUGAAUGGACUCCAGAAAUGCCAUCCAACUGGAAGUGCUAUGUGCUCCAUCAUUGGCAGCUUUUAUCUUACAUUUGAUAAGCUGUCCUUUAAUUCCCAGGGCACUUGCACCUACAUCCUUGUCAAAUUGCAGGAAAACAAUGUGGUCUUGACACCCAUCACUGUUGUUGUAGAGAAGGAAGACAGUCUGUAUGGAAGUAUGGCUGUGAUCAAGUCAGUCCAUGUACAAAUCUCAGACACUGAGGUUACUCUGCUGCGGAACAAAGCAGGAAGCAUCCUGGUGGAUGGAGUAUUCCAUUACCUUCCUGUGAAUCUUUUGGGUGGACAAGUGAGAAUCUAUCAGUAUGGAGUCAACAUCAGGAUAGAUAGUACUUUUGGCUUUGCACUGACCUAUGACCUCUUUUACCAUCUGGAAACCACCCUUCCCAACACCUAUCAGGGGCAGGUGACAGGCUUGUGUGGAAACUACAAUGGACAGAGGGAAGAUGAUCUUCAGCUCCCUGAUGGCACUGUUGUAUCUGAUGUGGCGGUAUUUGUUGCUUCCUGGAAAAUCCCAGUCCUUGGUGUAUCCUGCACAGAUGGAUGCUCUGGAUCCCGCUGUCCAAUUUGUGUGAAAGAAAAGGAAGAACUUUUUAAGCAUAGUAGCUCCUGCGGGAUCAUCACAGCCUCUGAUGGGCCUUUCCAGGCCUGCCAUGCCCUUGUGGACCCCAGUGUGUACCUGGACAACUGUGUCUUUGAAAUGUGUAUAAGAGGUGGGGACAAGGAUGCCUUUUGCAAGGCCAUCCAGAGUUAUGUAACUGCCUGCCAAGAAGCCAAGGGCAACAUCCAGCCUUGGAGGAGUCCUUCGUUUUGCCCCCUGACUUGCCCAGCCAACAGCCAUUAUAGCAUCUGCUCUGACAUCUGUGAAACCAGCUGUGCUGGGAUCACGGAUCAUCUCAAGUGCCCAGAACACUGUGUAGAAGGUUGCCAGUGUGAUGAUGGAUUCUUUUUUGAUGGCAUCAAAUGUGUCCCCUUGGACGAUUGUGGUUGUUUUGAGAACAACAGAUACUUCCCGCCUAAUGAAGUUAUCCUGCUCAACAACUGUGCCGAGAAAUGUGUCUGUACAGCAAUGGGCCUCAUCUGUGAAGCCAAUGCUUGCUCAGAAAAUGAAGUCUGUGAAGUGAAGGAUGGUGUCCUGCAGUGCAGUAGCAGAGAGCCACCAACUCCCAGCUGUCUUCACGUUAAGUGUCGGAGAGGCAUGGAAUGCCAGAUGAUCAAUGGACAACCCAAGUGUGUGCCAACCUCAAAUUCUACCUGCUGGGCAUGGGGCGAUCCACAUAUCCACACUUUUGAUGGCCGCAAUUUUGACUUCCAAGGCACUUGUACCUACACACUUUGCAAGACGACUAAUGAUAAUCUUGAGUUCCCACCCUUCCACAUUUUUAUCAAGAAUGCACACAGAGGGAAUACGCAUGUAUCCUAUGUGGAGAAGGUGACUUUUGAAGUUUUGGAGUACAGCAUCACAAUGGCCAGAUCAGAAACUGGUUUUGUUUGGGUCAAUGGGAUUCGGAUGGCCUUACCCAUCAGUCUGGAAGGUGGGAAAUUGUGGCUUGUACAGAGUGGCAACUCCGUCGUCGUCUUUACUUACUUUCAGCUCAGGAUAAGCUAUGACUGGAACCACGAUGUACGAGUCACCCUCAGCAGUGCCUAUCUUGGGUUUGUCGCUGGCCUUUGUGGGAACUAUAAUGAGGAUCCCAAAGAUGACUUCAUGACACCAGAAGGAACAUUGGCUCCAGAUGCCAAUGCCUUUGGCGAGAGCUGGUGGCUGAAGGGCCAAGAUGACAACUGCUGGCAUGAUUGCCAUGGGCCUUGUCAGCCUUGCCAACCUGAUCUGGUCACAAAGUAUGGAUCCGAGGAAUAUUGUGGCCUGAUAACUGCACCCAAUGGCCCCUUUGCCUCUUGCCAUGCCAAGGUGAACCCCACCUUCUUCUUUGAGAGCUGUGUCUAUGAUGUUUGUGCCAACGAAGGCCACAGACCAACCCUGUGUGAUGCCCUGAAGGCCUACGCAGAUACCUGCCAGAGAGAGGGAGUCCAGAUUGGCGAAUGGAGGAAAAUUGCUGGAUGCUUGCCACAGUGCCCUCCAAACAGCGAGUACCAGCAAUGUGGAACAUAUUGCCCUGCGACUUGUGUGGAUCAAAGGCAACUGUUGUGCCCGGCUGUUUGUGUGGAAGGCUGCCACUGUAAAGAAGGUUUUGUGCUGAGCCAUGGGACCUGCAUUCCCAGGAGCAGCUGUGGAUGCUAUUACGAAGGACGCCUCUAUGCCCCCAAUGAGAGAUUCUGGGCCGACGACCAGUGUUCAAAGCUCUGUGUGUGCAACCCAGCCACAAGGCACCUGGAAUGUGGACCCAGUGCUUGCAAAGCCUCAGAAAAAUGUGACGUGCAGAAGGGCGUACGGGACUGCUACCCCAUUGACUUCGGCAACUGCACUGCCCAGGGAGACCCCCACUAUUGUACCUACGACAAUUGCAGGUUUGAUUUCCAAGGGAGCUGUUCCUAUGUGCUUUCUCAAGUGGAUGAAACCGUAAAGGACGUGCCAUGGUUCGGUGUGUAUGUUGAAAAUGAAUAUCGGGGAAAUAAUCGUGUGACCUGGACUCGGAGUGUGCAAGUCAAUGUCUAUGAUAAGGAGAUUGUUGCCAGCAGGCGGUAUCCUGGUAAAAUCUUGGUUGGCGGUGUGUUGACGUCCCUUCCUUACAGCUCAUUUGGAGGAAGAGUCAAGGCAUUCAGGCAGGGCAACCGUGCUGUGAUCCAGACAAGGUUUAGCCUUUCAGUCAGUUUCGAUUGGAACGGCCAUGUUUUUGUCUCCGUCCCCGGCACAUAUGCAGGCAUCCUGAAUGGUCUGUGUGGGAACUUCAAUGGGGACUGUAAAGAUGAUGCCCUUGUGCCUGGUAAAACCCUUGUUCCCAGCAUCCCAGUGUUUGGGAACACUAAGGAACCUGACCCAAAGUGCAAUGAGAUCAUUGAUCCAAAGUGUCCAGGUAUCGAGGCCAUGCGAGAGCAGCAGCGUGCCUCGGGCAAAGAUUGUGGGCUCAUUGUUGCCAAGGACGGGCCUUUCCGGGAAUGCCAUGCACAUAUUGACCCAGAAGACGCUUUCUUGGAUUGUGUCUAUGAUGCCUGUUUCUUCAAGGGACAUUACACUGCCAUCUGUGCUGCAAUCGCCAACUAUGCCAAAGCUUGCCAAGCUGCUGGGAUUACCAUACACCAGUGGAGAUCUUCAACCUUCUGCCCCCCAGCCUGUCCUAGAAACAGUCACUAUGAAUUAUGUGCCAAGGAGUGUGGCCAGAGUUGCAACAGUCUUUAUGUUCCAGCGUCUUGCCCUGCCAAAUGCGAGGAGGACUGUGUCUGUGAUGAGGGCUUCAUCAAGAGCAAUGAUGCUUGCGUCCCAAUUGCCCAGUGUGGCUGUUUCCAUCAGGGACAAUACUAUCCAGUGUUGGAGUACUUCUACCCAAGUUGUGAGGAACGCUGCCAGUGUCAGGCCGGUGGGAGAGUGGUGUGUGAAUCGAUCCGCUGUGGUCCCAACGAAGAGUGCAAAUUGCUGGAUGGAGUCCAGAAAUGCCAUCCAACUGGAAGUGCCACCUGCUCUGCCAGUGGUAGCUUUUAUCUUACCUUUGAUAGGCUGCCUUUUAAUUUCCAGGGCACUUGCACCUACAUCCUUGCCAAACUCCAGGAAAAUAAUGUGGGCUUGACACCCAUCACUGUUAUUAUAGAGAAUGAAGACUGGCUGAAUGGGCAGAAGACUGUGAUCAAGCUGGUCCGUGUACAAAUUUCAGACAUUGAGGUUACUCUGCUGCGCAACAAAGAGGGAAGCAUUCUAGUGAAUGGAGAAUUCCAUUACCUUCCUGUGAAUCUUUUGGGUGGGAAAGUGAGAAUCUAUCAGAAAGGAUUCAGUAUCAAGAUAGGGAGUGCUCUUGGCUUUGCACUGACCUAUGACCAGCAUUACCAUGUGAGGAUCACCCUUUCCAGCACCUAUCAGGGGCAGAUGACAGGCUUGUGUGGCAACUACAAUGGACAGAAGGAUGAUGAUCUUCAGCUCCCUGAUGGCACUGUUGUAUCUGAUGUGGCAGAAUUUGUUGCUGCCUGGAAAGUCCCAGUCCUUGGUGUAUCCUGCACAGAUGGAUGCUCUGGACCCCGCUGCCCACUUUGUGAGAUAGAGAAGGAAGAAGAUUUUAAGCAGCGCAGCUCCUGUGGGAUCAUCACAGCCUCUGAUGGGCCUUUCCAGGCCUGCCAUGCCAUUGUGGACCCCAAUGUGUACUUGAACAACUGUGUCUUUGAAUUGUGUAUAAAUGGUGGGGACAAGGAGGCCCUGUGCAAGGCCAUUCAGAGUUAUGUAACUGCCUGCCAAGAAGCCAAGGUCGACAUCCCGCCUUGGAGAAGCCCUUUGUUUUGCCCCUUGACUUGCCCACCCAACAGCCAUUAUAGGAUCUGCUCUAACUACUGCGAAACAAAUUGUGCCAGACUCACGGAUCGCUAUAAAUGCCCAGAGAGCUGUGCAGAAGGCUGCCAAUGCGAUGACGGAUUCUUCUUUAAUGGCAUCAAUUGUGUCCCCUUGGACAAUUGUGGCUGCUUUCAAAACGGCAGGUGCCUCCCGAAAGGAGAGAGCUACCUUACUCCUGACUGCCAGACAAGCUGCACUUGCCAAAACGAUGGCUCAGUGACUUGCGAAUCCAGUGACUGUGGUGCUGAUGAGGUGUGUGAGCUGAGAGAUGGAAUCCGUGGAUGCUUCUCGACAGAGAGUCACUGUACACUGAUGCCAGGGGCUCACCUCUCUUCAUUUGAUGGUCUUUCUGGAGAUGCUCCUACUCCUGGCAGCUACCAGUUGGUUUCUAUUUGUGAUCCCAGCUCUGACGAUUGGUUCCGAGUGGUUGUGGGAGUUGCCUCUUGCCCGCCAACUGGAACUGUUGCCCCCACGUUGCUCCAUGUCUUCUUCAAGGACUUAUUCAUCAGUAUAAAUCUACAGAAUGACAUCUGGGUGAAUGGACUGCCUGUUCCAAUCCCAUACCAAGCUACUGAUGUAGUAACACUUAGCCUGGAUGGCAGCAAUCUCCUCCUGCAGUCACCACAAGUUAAAGUGUCCCUGAACUCCAUUGGAGGAGUACGGGUGACUGUCAACCCCAUUUUAUCAGGGAGCCUAUGUGGAGCAUGUGGAAACUUCAACCACGAUCAAAUCGAUGAUCUGAAGGGUCCAGGUGGAGUGGAUGUCCAUAAUGUGCCUGAGCUGAUGAUAUCUUGGAGAGCCAAAGAUUUCACUCUCUGUCUGGAAUGAAAGAAGAUUCACUUGGUAAAUUGAAAGCUCAGCUGAAAUGCUUGUAAAGUGUCAGGGGAAAUAGGGAAAUGGUGGACGUAAGUCCAGGACUUGGUAAAUCAUAGCCAUAUCUUCUCCAGAUUCAUGGGUUUUAUUAUGGGAAAGACUCUUUUGCACAAACCAAAUUUUAAGAGAGCUGAUAUUUUUUGGAAAUUCUUAAAACUGAUGUCAUGGAAUAUAUUGACCUCAGAAACCAACUAUGUGUGGAUUUGAUCCUUAUUGGAAAACUGAUUUGUUAAUAUCUUUCUGUUUGAGUCUUUGCAUUUUGGAUGAGUGUACGGUGAGAUGGGCUUCGAAACAGGAUAUGGCUGAUAAACCCUUCUGAUUUUGCUUGAUCUGAAUUCUGAGCUAAAAUAAAAACAAUUUCCACCAAA
Messenger RNA from Anolis carolinensis (green anole), 12605 nucleotides. RefSeq names its product IgGFc-binding protein. The transcript has 27 exons. The record is from RefSeq and is a predicted model, not a curated record. Gene Ontology annotation, molecular function: protein binding. NCBI's taxonomy places the organism in Eukaryota, Metazoa, Chordata, Lepidosauria, Squamata, Anolidae. The coding region runs from base 1 to 12192 and encodes 4063 amino acids.